AUGUCUGGGCAGGAAAGCCAAAAGAAGAUGACCUAUGUCCGUUUGGGCAACUCUGGUCUCAAGGUGUCGCGGAUCAUCCUUGGUCUCAUGACCUACGGUAGCAAAGACUGGGCCGAAUGGGUUCUAGAGGAAGAGGAAGCAAUUAAACAUAUUAAAAAAGCUUACGAAUUGGGUAUUCAAACCUUUGAUACUGCCAAUGUUUAUUCCAAUGGAGAGUCCGAGCGAAUUUUUGGGAAGGCCAUCAAAGAGCUCAAUCUUCCUCGGGAUGAGAUAGUCGUCAUGACUAAACUCUAUGCCACUGUUGGACGCACUCCCAAGGACAAGUUUGCGGACAGAUCGCAAGCCGAAGCCAACGGAUAUGUCAACCAGUCGGGUCUAAGUCGCAAACACAUUUUUGAGGCGGUCAAGCACUCUCUUGAACGACUCCAACUUGAUUAUGUUGACGUCUUACAAUGCCAUCGUUUCGAUUACGACACCCCCAUCGCAGAGACUAUGCAAGCUCUUCAUGAUGUGGUGCAAGCGGGCUAUGCUCGCUAUAUUGGAAUGUCAAGUUGCCACGCCUACCAGUUCCACGCGAUGCAAAACUAUGCAAUCAACAACAAAUUGACGCCGUUCAUCUCAAUGCAGAACCAUCAUAGUCUACUUUAUCGGGAAGAGGAACGAGAGAUGAUUCCAACUUUGAAGAUGUUUGGCGUUGGGAUGAUACCCUGGUCCCCACUUGCCAGGGGUCAAUUAGGUCGUCCAGUUUCUCAAUCUGAGGCAACGGACAGGUCCCAGAAGGAUGCAUGGGGGAAAUACCUCGAUAAAACCAAGGAGGCAAACAAUAAGAUUAUAUCUCGCGUUGAAGAAGUCGCCAAAUCCAAGGGUAUCAGUAUGGCUCAGGUCGCAAUCGCCUGGAGUUUGUCAAAGGACGGGAUGACCGCGCCAAUUAUCGGCACCACCAACUUGCAGAAUCUAGAGGAUAUCGUUGGUAGUAUCCAUGUCAAGCUUACGGAAGAAGAAAUCAAGCAAUUAGAGGAACUGUAUAUACCUCAGGCUAUCGUGGGACACACAUAA
Messenger RNA from Rhizoctonia solani, 1056 nucleotides. RefSeq names its product aldo/keto reductase family protein. The transcript is spliced from 9 exons. The coding region runs from base 1 to 1056 and encodes 351 amino acids. The record is from RefSeq and is a predicted model, not a curated record. Lineage: Eukaryota; Fungi; Basidiomycota; Agaricomycetes; Cantharellales; Ceratobasidiaceae.